Trypanosoma rangeli is the source of this 1542-nucleotide messenger RNA. Its product is annotated as sperm-associated antigen 6 isoform X1. The transcript has a single exon. Gene Ontology annotation, molecular function: microtubule binding. Gene Ontology annotation, cellular component: microtubule cytoskeleton. Lineage: Eukaryota; Euglenozoa; Kinetoplastea; Trypanosomatida; Trypanosomatidae. Bases 1 to 1542 code for a protein of 513 amino acids. The record is from RefSeq and is a predicted model, not a curated record. Gene Ontology annotation, biological process: cilium movement.
AUGACCAACCGCCAAAUUAUUCAGGUGUUUGAAGAGUACCAAAAGGCACGCGUCAAGUUCGUGCAAACGGUAGCGGACUUGGCCUCCAAGCCGCAACACAUUGAUGCGCUGCAGCAGGCAGGUGUCAUGCAGUUGCUUCGGCCUCUUCUUUUAGACGGUGUUCCUUCCAUCCAGCAGUCGGCUGCCUUGGCGCUCGGCCGCCUUGCAAACUACAGCGAGGAGCUCGCAGAAAGCGUCGUCUCUGGCGACAUUCUGGCACAGUUGGUGUAUUCACUCGGCGACCAGAGCCGGUUUUACAAGAAAUCAGCGGCAUUUGUGCUCCGCAGUGUCGCACGGCACUCCCCGCAGUUGGCGCAGGCGGUGGUGGACAGCCAGGCGGUGGAGGCUCUCGUUGGUUGCCUGGGGGAGUUUGACCCCACCGUGAAGGAAAGCGCGGCAUGGGCGCUGGGAUACGUGGCGCGGCACAACGCCCCGCUGGCGCAGGAGGUGGUGGACAAGGGCGCCAUCCCACCGCUGGUGCUGUGCGUGCAGGAGCCGGAGUUGUCACUUAAGCGCACGGCCGCCUCAACACUCUCGGAUAUCGCGAAACAUCUGCCCGAGCUUGCGCAGGCUGUGGUGGAUCAGGACGCUGUCACGCACCUCGCCCCGCUCAUCAUGAGCAAUGACAGUAAGCUGCGGCGGCAGGUGUGCCAGUGUCUGGCGCAGAUUGCGAAGCACAGCGUGGAGCUGGCGGAGCUGGUGGUGGAAGGCGAGAUAUUUCCCAAGAUAUUUACGCUCCUCAAGGAUAGCGACGAGGCGGUGCGCAAAAACGCCGCCACGUGUAUUCGCGAGAUUGCAAAGCACACACCGGAGCUGGCGCAGUUGGUGGUGAACGCAGGCGGUGUGGGUGCCCUCGUGGACUACACGAGCGAGUGGCGGGAUAGCGCCCGUCUGCCGGGCAUCAUGACGCUAGGCUUCAUCUCCGCCUUCUCCGAGACCCUCGCCCUUGCCGUUAUCGUCUCGCACGGCAUUCCGCCGCUUGCGGAUGCGCUGGAGAAGGAACCAGAGGACCACAUCAAGGCUGCCGCCGCCUGGUCGCUUGGGCAGAUUGGCCGCCACAGCGCAGACCACGCCAAGGCGGUCGCGGACUGCAACGUGCUCCCCAGACUUCUGGAUGUCUACCUGAACCCGAACAGCUCCGACGACCUCCGCACGAAGAGCAAGCGGGCGCUGAAGAACAUCAUUGAGCGUUGCGUGCAGCUCCCCGCGCUGGAGCCGCUGCUGCACCCGGACGCGCCACAGAAUGUGCUCAAGUACGUGUGUGGGCAGUUUGCGAAGGUUCUACCGACGGAUAUUGCGGCGAAGCGCGAGUUCGUUGCCAACCGCGGCCUUGCCACCGUGCAGCGGAUAUGUCCCGAGCCCGGUUCGAAGCUUGCAGAGUACAUUCAAAGCAUCAACAACUGCUACCCGCCUGAGAUUGUACAGUACUACUCGCCGCAGUACGCCCAGACCUUCCUGGAGAAGAUAGAAAACUACCACGUGCAGCAGGUGCAGCAGAGCUGA